CUGCAGAAAGAGCAGCAUGAUUCAUUACGAAAAAUGGCUCAGACACCAGAAAAAAAACAUUUUUUCGUUAUACAACGGAGGCAAUGAAAAAUGCAAUUGUUGAAGUAUGCCACGGAAGUUCAAUUAAAUCGGCGUUCCAAGAAGGAACCUUGGCCAUAAAGUAAAUGGGAAAACACCAGAAGAAAGAAAAAUUCUAACGACCGAAGAAGAAAAACGCUAACUUGACUGCAUUAUUUCCUAAUCCAGAAUAUGUUUUCCUUUAGUUGAAGAUGAUGUCCUAACUCCUAACAACAGUAAAAAAAAUAUAUUAAACAGCAGAUAACAAUAAAUGUGGUAGAAAAUGGUUUACAUUAUGUAUGAAAAGACAUAAAGAAGCACUAUCCAAAAGAACCCCAGAUCAAUUAGGCGGAAACCGAGCUGUUGUCGUAGAGGAAGAAAUUUAAAACUGGCUCGCAGAAGUUGAAACUAGUUUAAAACAUGAAAAUGUUUUUGACGUUCUCGUUUUCUAAAAGUGAAAAAUCAUUGUUCCAAGAGGCGAACGUAACAUAUAUGAACUUUCAAAAGAAUACGAUAAAAAAUCGUGUUUUCCCCCUGGUUAAAAAAGAACAACAUUAACUUUCCUAUUAUCUUGUUUUCAGAUGGCCAGACAUCCCAUCUUACAUUGCAUGUUAGUGACUUCUGUGCUAAAAAUAAUAUUAUUCUAGUGGCUUUCUAUCCAAAUUCAACCCAUAUACUUCAGCCAUGUGACGUAAGUGUAUUUAAGCCGAUGCAAACAUUCUGGAGAUAUACAUAAAUGGAAAUUUAAUCAUUUAGAGGAAACCCUUAACAAAUUCAAUUUUCCCAUUCUUUUUUAAGAAGUGUUUUAAAAAGUUACUCCAGAAUCUGCAAAGAAUGGUUUUAAAAGAUGUGGCUUACAUCCAUGGUCUCCAGAUAAAGUGGAUUUUUUGAAAUGUUUAAAACAAUCUAAUAAUAUCAAAGAUGAUCAAUGGAGAAAACUUCAACAAAACCCUCAAGAAGUCAAACAAUAUUUCUCAGCUUUAGGAAGGCACAUAGCCAUAGAUUAUUUAAUAUAGUUUAGACAAACAUUAGAAAGUUUGGGUGAAUAGAAUGGAGAAGUUAAGAUUACUGAAUUAUUCAAGGUUUGGCGAAAAUUAAAGAAAGAGUGAAGGAACAAAAGAAACAAAAAAUACAGACUUAGCACGAUCAAGUACUUCAAAGCAGAUAAAUCUAAAAAUUUGUCAAAGCAGAUUCAGCAGAAUCAAGUACUUUAAGAGAAGUAGUAAAAUCUGAAAAUAUGUCAGCAAAAACCAAUAUAGUAAUAGUGCAACAAACCCUAGAAAAAAAUAUACUCAGUGUUCAACAAACGGGUCAAUUAGACGCUUCUAGCACAGAAUCUCCAUUUUCCAAGACCAAAGGAUUGCCAACAUCGACGGUUUUAGUUACAAAAGCCAAAAUAAAUAUUUAUCUCUCUAAAGUGCCGUUAGUUGUGACAUCUAAAGAGUGGAAGAAAUACUAUGCCAAAAACGAACAGGAAAAAUUACAAAAAGAAAAGCGAAAACAGGAAAGAGAACAAAAAAGAUUGCAGAAAACCGAGAAGGCUAAAGUAAAGAAAAAUACAAAAAAUAAAAAUCUAUCAAAAAAGAGACCUUUAAAUGAAGACACUUCAACAUCAGAAGAUGAAUCAAUUUUGUAUAAUGAAACUUCAGACGAAUCAGAAAUGUUCUCAUUUGACGAAAACAAUGAAUAUCCAGAUUCAUCUAAACUUGAACUCAAUAAUAUUGACAUUAAAUUAGAAUAUUAUUAUGCUAUAUACUAUGAAGAGCAGUUUUUAUUGGAAGGGUAAUAAAGAUUGAAAAUAACAACGUAGAGAUAAAGUUUGUGAAAGAAAGAUUGGAGAAUUCAUUUGUAUGGCCCCAAAAUCCAGACUUAGAUCUAAUACAAAAGAAAUACAUUUUUUAUGGGCCCAUAACGCUAUUUGGAAAUGAACCGUUCUAUAUUGAAAACAAUGUUCUAAGGAAAAUUAAAUCUGUUUACCAUUUGUUGAAAAUUAAACAACAA
This is a messenger RNA of Psylliodes chrysocephalus, 2058 nucleotides long. NCBI's taxonomy places the organism in Eukaryota, Metazoa, Arthropoda, Insecta, Coleoptera, Chrysomelidae. The record is from the annotation of a GenBank genome assembly.